AUGUUAAUUUAUGACGGCACAACAGAGGAGUUUAAAUUGAGAUUUAGACGAGGAACAUUUCUCUUCAGAGAAGCAGAACACGUCACAGGAUCAGCCUCACAGGAAACCACUGUCUUAAACAUGACAGUCUCCUACUCUCUUGAGGUGGCCAAUGCAAAGUUUUGUGGCUUCUCCAGGCUCCUGUUCAGGUGGAAGGGGAGCAUCUACCGGCUGGUGUACAAAGAGUUCCUGCUGUUUUGUGGAACUUAUCUGUUUUUCAGCGUGCUUUACAGGUUUUUUCUGACUCCAAAGCAGCAGGACCUGUUUGAGCGGGUCGCCCUUUACUGCGACAAGUUCACCAACGCCAACUUCAUCCCCGUCCUGUUCGUUCUGGGUUUCUAUGUGACCCUGGCCUUUAACCGCUGGUGGGGUCAGUACACCAGCUUCCCGCUGCCCGACAACCUGAUGAUGGUGGUGUCCGGGAACGUGCACGGCGCCGACGAGAGGGGCCGCCUGCUGCGCCGGACCCUCAUGAGAUACGCCAACCUGUCCUCCGUCCUCAUCCUGCGCUCCAUCAGCACCAGGGUCUUCAAGCGCUUUCCGACCAUGGAGCACGUCGUGGAGGCCGGAUUUAUGAUGAAACACGAGCUGAAGUUGUUUGAGUCGCUGCACUCUGAUUUCAACAAGUACUGGAUGCCUCUGACGUGGUUUUCAAACCUGGCGUCCAGAGCCAGGGAGGAGGGCCGAGUGAGGGACGACAUCGCCCUGAGGCUGCUGAUGGACGAGCUCAAUAACUACAGAGCCAAGUGCAGCCUGCUGUUCCACUACGACUGGAUAAGCAUCCCUCUGGUCUACACUCAGGUGGUUACCAUCGCUGUUUACACCUUUUUUGCUUUCUGUGUAAUUGGGCGACAGUUCUUGAACCCUGAGAAAGGACUCGACGGUCACAAACUGGACAUGUACGUCCCCGUUUUCACGCUGCUGCAGUUCUUCUUCUACACCGGCUGGCUCAAGGUGGGAGAACUGAUCAUAAACCCUUUUGGUGAAGAUGAUGAUGACUUUGAAACCAACCAGCUGAUUGACAGAAACAUUCAGGUAUCGAUGCUGGCUGUGGACGACAUGUACCAGAACCUGGCUCCCAUUGUGAAGGACAAACACUGGACACAGAGCCACUUUGCUGUCCCUUACACUGUGUCCACAGCAGCAGAGACUCUCCGACCAGCUUUCAUAGGCUCCACCUUUGAUAUGAGAAUGAGCGUUGAAGAUCUGGAGAUCCAGCAGCCGACAGAUGCACCGGCGAGCAAACAAUAUUUACCCCUCCAGGGCACUCUGGUUAACGGGUUCGACAGUUUCCUGCACAGGGGUAAAGGAAUGCUGCGCAGUGGGAGUCUCCCUUAUCUGGUGGAGGUUUUGUCAGACCCAAAUGAGGAAGAUGAGGCUGAAGUAGGUGAAACAGAUGCCUCCGAUCACAAAGAACAACAAGUGGCUCUAAUAAAUGCUGCACUGGGACAAAACAUAUGAAAAUAAUUGAUUCUUAUUGAAUCAUUUAACAAAUUUAAAACAUCACAUGCAUGACAAAAUAAACCAUUUUGGAAAAUGUCACCUUAUUUUUUUGUGUUGUGGACGCAAACUUUUCCAGAAACCGAUGUUGCCAUGGGUACAGUGAGUUACACUUUGAGGCAGCAUCAUUGAGUGUAAAUUUAAGUGAACACUGUAAAAAUAAAAUUAGUCUGUGUAAACUUGUGAGAUAAAUCAGGAGAAUGAACAGAGGAUGCAGCAUCUUUGCAUGAUAUAGGUUUGUUCUUGAUUGAUUUGAGGGAGACUUGAUAAAAUGUUAAGUCUUCAAAAAGACUGACAUACCUAUUGUCUUAUCUGAAGUUCUGACUAGUUUUUCUUAUUCAUUCUAACAUUUCCACCCUUUUGGCUAUAUUUCAGAAAAUAAAUACCAUUAAAAACCUUUCAAAUCUGUUUAAAGUGGAAGGGCUAUUCAUGAUAGAUAAUCUAAUUGUGUGGUGAAAUAACCAGAGCAUAUGUUUUAAUUAAAAUCACACAAGCAAUGAGAAACAAAUUAGAUGAAUGAAUGAAAUGAAUGUUUUUAUGUUUAUUUUAUGCUUUUUUAUGUAAACAGAAGGCGACAUAUUUAUAUUAAAAAAGAAGAUUCAAGUCAAAUGAAGCUGCAAGUACUUUGUUCUCCAUGGAGUUAAUGUGUUCGGCUUUUUCAUCUGGUAAAAGAUUAUAAUAAAAUGUAAAUAUGA
Menidia menidia (Atlantic silverside) is the source of this 2234-nucleotide messenger RNA. The record is from the annotation of a GenBank genome assembly. NCBI's taxonomy places the organism in Eukaryota, Metazoa, Chordata, Actinopteri, Atheriniformes, Atherinopsidae.